AUGACGUUAAUGGAGCUGCAGAACGGCUUAUGUCAAAGCAUGGAGAAUGGUACGUUAAUGAGAGUGAGCAGAAUUCUGUACCGGAAUCCGGUUGUGGUUUUUGGUGGUCUAAUACAGUUUGACACCAUUCCGAUCACGGAUGAAGCGAGUAUGCACAAUAUAUUUCAAAUUCACCGGCAGACUUAUACGAGACACCCACAGAUUGAGUUGUACAUUGAGUUUAAAGCUGUAGAGGCAGUAGCGGUCCAAAAUGAUAUAGAUGUAAAUGAUGAUAUAGCUACAGUGUACGAAGGAAUGAAUAGUGACAGCGAAGAGAACUUCGAAGCCACUUAUGAAGCCGGCGACGAAGAUGAGGAUGGUGAUGUGGGAGUUGAGGCAGCAGCAGAGAAUGUAGUGGUGCAUCCGUCGAGCAGUCAACCGAUGGGCGUUCCACCUUUUAUGCGAAUUGCUGAUCCUGAGGACGGAGAGUUCCGAAUUGGAAUGGAAUACAGUUCUAGAAAGUCGGUCAUCGCAGCAAUUAGAAGUUUCACUAUAUCUAGAGGAGUUGACUAUGAUGUGUAUGAGUCUGAGCCACAGACGUUCUAUACAAAAUGCAAGAUGUACGGGCGUGGAUGUGACUGGCUUAUCCAAGCCAGCUUGAUACGGAAAAAAAGUUGUUGGGAGAUACGCAGAUACAACGGUAGGCACACGUGCACGAUCGGAACGAUUUCACAAGAUCAUUCCAAUUUGGACUCGGAUACAGUUGCUGAGGCUAUAAGGCCAUUGGUCGAGACGGACCCGUCCAUGAAGGUAAAAUCUAUAAUUGCGGAAGUCCAUUCAAGGUUCAACUAUACCAUCAGUUACCGAAAAGCUUGGUUGGAAAAGCAGAAGUCCGUUGCCAAAGUUUUCGGCGAUUGGGAGGAAUCUUACCAAGCAUUGCCAUGGUGGCUCUCGGUCAUGGUGGAAAAGAUUCCUGGUUCAGUUGUCCAAAUAGAAACACGACCACUGUACAACGGAAAUGAGGAGGCACAAGGUGUAAAAAUACUUCAUCGUGAUGGGAACCAGAACAUUGUGCCUAUCGCCUUUGCCUUGGUGGAAGGUGAGACAGUUGAUGCGUGGCACUUCUUUCUCAGGAAUCUGCGAACGUAUGUUGUUAGAAAAGACGGUGUGGGUAUGAUCUCAGACCGGCAUGAGUCAAUACGGGCAGCAGUUAAUCGUUCCGGUGGAGACUGGCAACCUCCAAGAGCAUGGUGGAUGUUUUGUAUAAGACACAUCGGCAGUAACUUCUUAAGGGCAUUCAAAGUCCCUUACUUGCAGAAGCUUGUUGUCAACAUAGGGUAUUCAAGAACGGUGGAGGAGUACAAUAUCAACUAUAAGAGGUUGGAAGAGCGAGGCGAGGCAUAUGCUAGGUGGUGCGAUGCCAUCGGACUCAGACAUUGGAUAUUGGCAUUCGAUGAGGGACAUCAAUGGGGCCAUAUGACAACGAACCUUGUCGAGUGCAUUAACUCAGUGUUGAAGGGUGCCCGUAAUCUACCUGUGUUGGCGCUGGUCCGAGCGACAUAUUAUAGGUUAAAUGAACUCUUUAUGCGGAAGAGUGCCGAGACUCAUGAACGCAAGCGUGCUGGAUUUACGUACUCUGUAUUUGCACAAUAG
Arachis stenosperma is the source of this 1632-nucleotide messenger RNA. RefSeq lists its product as uncharacterized. The coding region runs from base 1 to 1632 and encodes 543 amino acids. NCBI's taxonomy places the organism in Eukaryota, Viridiplantae, Streptophyta, Magnoliopsida, Fabales, Fabaceae. The transcript is spliced from 3 exons. The record is from RefSeq and is a predicted model, not a curated record.